AUGGAGACCACAACUGACAGUUGUUCAGAUGUUUUAAUAGAGUUUCAAGAUCACAAGCAAAAUACAAUCGAAGAUGGAUUUAACUUUGAUAACGCCUACAUCAAAGCCAAUUUUUUUCUGAAAGUAUUUUGGAUCAUCAGUGCCCAAUUUGCUGUAACUUCUGGCGUAACCUAUUGGUUUUUAUUCGAAGAUCAAACAAAAUUUUUUAUCCAGAAGAACUUCGGUAUUUUGAUUGUAGCUGGAGUACUAUUAUUUAUGGUGUUAUUGAUCGUGGGUUUUUGUGGAGAAUUAAGAAGAGACUCUCCUGUAAAUUAUGCAAUACUUAUAUCAUUUACAUUGUCAAAGGCUUUUUUAAUCGCGUGCUUAUCGACUGUUUUCUACAAUUACAUUUUACUGGUUACUUCUUUAAUUAUUUGUGCAACUUGUUUUGGCCUUGGAUUGUUUGCUAAUCCAACUUGCAUAAAGUUUAAUGUUUUGAAAGGCCUUCUUUUUACAUUUACUUUGCAUUUUGUUAUUAUUGCUGUAAUUUUUGCAAUUGCUGAAUUUUAUCUGGAAAUAACUAUUAGUACUUUGGUCUCUUUUUGUGUGACUGGGUAUUAUAUAUACGACAUACAACUAAUGACUAGAAAACAGCAUGUCUAUGAUCUGGAGCCAUACGAGUGCAUUUUUGCUGCUGUGUCAGUUUUUAUCGAUUUCCCACAAAUUAUUUAUAAAGUGUGUUUGUGUAAGGUAAUAAGUGGUGAAGUUUCGAUGAGGGGGUAA
Diabrotica balteata is the source of this 762-nucleotide messenger RNA. NCBI's taxonomy places the organism in Eukaryota, Metazoa, Arthropoda, Insecta, Coleoptera, Chrysomelidae. The record is from the annotation of a GenBank genome assembly.